UGCGGUCGAUCGCUUUGAAUGCAUUGCGCUUACAGUGGUCGUGCAUGUGUAGAUUCCUAAGGCACUCCUCGAUGUAUUUCAUGUAUGUGACAUGUAUACACGCUGACAUCACCUUGAAAGAUCCACUGGUUUGGGAUAAAUUGUCGUAUUUGCUCAGCGUAUCUUUUUAAACAUUAUCAGAAUUUUUAAUUGCUAUGGAAGUAUAACUGAACCGAGCUUCAAAUUUUUAAAAUUUUCUGUGGCAACUCUUGGCGAUAUUUUAUUCAUCAUCUUUCAUCAUGACGGUCAAUGUGGUCGGUUUGGUGGCUAUCAUCAUCUUUUAUCUACUCAUACUUGGUGUGGGAUUAUGGGCUUCACGGAAAAGCAAAGGCAAAACAGACUGCGAAGAGAUUAUGCUGGCGGGAAGAAAUAUUGGCUUAGCAGUAGGAAUAUUCACCAUGACAGCAACAUGGGUGGGAGGUGGUUACAUCAAUGGAACAGCUGAGGCAGUAUAUAAUCCAGAUUAUGGUCUAGUAUGGGCACAAGCACCCUGGGGUUAUGCUCUUAGUUUAGUUCUUGGUGGUCUUUUAUUCGCUAAGCAGAUGAGAUCGCAGGGAUACGUCACCAUGCUUGAUCCAUUUCAGCUGAAGUACGGUGAGAGAAUGGGAGGAUUGUUAUUUAUCCCUGCGUUGCUAGGUGAAGUCUUCUGGACAGCCGCCAUCUUGUCUGCUUUAGGCGCUACAUUGAGUGUUAUUCUUGAUAUCAGAAUGGAGAUAUCUAUAAUAGUAUCGGCGUGCAUUGCUGUAUUUUACACACUCAUAGGGGGUCUUUAUUCGGUGGCGUAUACAGACGUUGUGCAGCUUAUAUGUAUUUUCAUUGGUUUGUGGAUUUGCAUUCCAUUUGCUUUGUUGGAUGACGCAGUGGAACCGCUCUCGUUCUCUGCUACACCGUCUGGGUGGGUUGGUGAAUGGGAUCCACUCUAUGCAGGGGUCUGGAUUGACUAUGCACUACUGUUGACGUUUGGUGGUAUUCCCUGGCAAGUGUAUUUCCAACGUGUCCUGUCGUCAUCCUCUGCAUGGAAUGCUCAGAUAUUGUCGUUUAUUGCCGCUGCAGGGUGCAUAUUCAUGGCGAUACCGUCAGUGUUAAUUGGCGCAAUAGGGUCAUCAACUCGUUGGAAUGAAACUGACUACGGGAGAGAUCCAGCAGAACACGAAGAAACUGAAUUGAUCCUUCCAUUGGUGCUCCAGUAUUUAACCCCUGCAGCAGUCUCAUUCUUUGGUCUGGGAGCAGUGUCAGCGGCUGUCAUGUCCUCAGCAGAUUCGUCUGUUCUUUCGGCGAGUUCUAUGUUUGCCAGAAAUGUCUAUAAGUUGGUUUUCAGACAACAGGCUUCCGAACGCGAGAUAUUAUGGGUUAUGCGUCUUGCUAUAUUCAUUGUUGGUGCUCUGGCUACAGUUUUAGCUAUCACUAUAAAGACAAUAUAUGGUCUAUGGUAUUUAUGUUCGGACCUCGUUUAUGUCAUUCUUUUUCCACAACUAUUUUGUGUUGUAUAUUUCUCUGGCUGUAAUCUAUACGGCUCAUUGUGUGGUUACAUAAUUGGAUUCAUCCUACGUCUCGGCGGCGGCGAACCACUUCUUUCUCUGCCACCGCUUAUAGAAUAUCCACUAUUCGACAAGGAGCAUGGGCAGUUGUUUCCAUUUCGAACAUUUUCCAUGUGUGUUUCCUUCGCCACGAUAAUCUGCGUUUCAUAUCCACUCAAGUUUCUCUUCGAGAAUGAUUACAUUCCCAAGAAUUUUGAUUUUUUCCAAGCCAUCGUGAACUUCCCAGAAAGACCAAGAGAAAAGUACUUAGAUAUAGAGGGCGACAUUGCCUUACAAAAAGUGAGCCAGCAGAAGGGUCCACCUGGAAGCGAAUUGGUCAAUCCAUUUUCGGUUGACUACGGUGCAGCAAGGACCGAAUUAACUGGGUUGGUUUUGCCACCUCCAAAGACCAGUGAUUCAAAAGAACCCCUUAAAGCUGACACUCCGGAAUCGCCAAGCACGGCCAGUGACUUGUAAAUGAAAGAUUCCAUGACGUACUAAACCACUGCUUGACUAUACAGACCUACACUGUCAGUGCGCCCUCUUGUGACAGUAUUUUUAAGUGUGUAAUCUUGACACUGAGGGCAGUAAACAUUUGUGGGUAGUUUAAUUCAAUUUUUUGCAACUGUGCUAGAUAUUUGUAACAGAGAAAAUUUGGAAAUGCUGUUCAUUUUUGGAGUUCAAAAAUUGAUUACUGUAAAACAUGUUGAAAAGGCAACAUGCAAUUUUAGCGAAUUGUGGUAAAAUGACAUAAUAGCGAAAUGUUGAUUUAGCGAAUCUCUUGUCAUUGUUGAUUUCCUGUUUUCACGAUACUUAUCUGUCGCAUGCCAAAACAAAUGUGCUGUUAUCGCCUCUAUAAAAACAAAAGAAAAACUGUCAAGUGUAAUUAG
Saccoglossus kowalevskii is the source of this 2446-nucleotide messenger RNA. Its product is annotated as high-affinity choline transporter 1-like. Gene Ontology annotation, molecular function: choline:sodium symporter activity. Gene Ontology annotation, cellular component: plasma membrane. The record is from RefSeq and is a predicted model, not a curated record. Gene Ontology annotation, biological process: acetylcholine biosynthetic process; transmembrane transport; choline transport. NCBI's taxonomy places the organism in Eukaryota, Metazoa, Hemichordata, Enteropneusta, Harrimaniidae.